Molecule: messenger RNA, 4171 nt
Organism: Nylanderia fulva
Lineage: Eukaryota; Metazoa; Arthropoda; Insecta; Hymenoptera; Formicidae
Source: RefSeq, a predicted model, not a curated record
CACGAUUAAAUAACUGACCAUAACUGCGCUAGAGUGUUGCAAUAUACUCGCCGAAAUACACAGUAAUCAAAUAAAUUUAUAAAUACUAUUCUCAAAAUAAAUUUGUUGGUAAAAAAGAAAGUCACAAGCAGGACGAAGAUAUGCAAGACAGAAGUGCCGAUCCCUCCAGACAAAUGGAUUCCGAUCCAACUGGACAGCCGGAAACGUAUGAAUGCCAUCUCUGUGGAAAGACAUUCACUUCUGAGAUCUACUAUUCCGAUCAUUUAAAGUUACACGACACCGGAUAUAAUUAUCCUUGCUGCCAUUGCAACUUAAAAUUCAUUUCUGUGUCGGAUAAGCAUCAACAUGUAGAAAAGUAUCACAAGAAUGUUUGUUUCAAGUGUAAUAAAUGCGACAAAGUUUUUGUAGAUUCAAACUUUUUUGAAAACCACAAAAAAAUAUGUCAUUAUGAUGACAAGAAAGCUUCUAAACCGAAACACGAUUGCGGGUCGGAGGGUAAGAGAAAGAGGCACGAAUGGGACAACUCUGACGCGGACUCGGAAGAUGAUAAGCAAGAGGAACGUCCCGGUUCUUCCAGACAAAUGGCUUCCGGUUCAACUGGAGAUAAUAUCUUUAUUAGCACACCACAUCCGAAAAACAUUCAGAGAUUAUCCAGAGAAUAUCCAGAAAACAUUCAAUCAUCCUCAGCAUCUUCUCUGAGCGUCUUCGGGAUACGUGCACUGUUACGGACGCCAGACGAAAAUGUCGGUCCCUCCAGACAAAUGGCUUCCGGUUCAACUGGAGAUAAUAUGCAAAGCGAAAGUGUCGGUUCUUCCAGACAAAGGGAUUCCAAUCCAACUGGACAGCCGGAAACGUAUAAAUGCAAUCUCUGUGCACAGACAUUCGAUUCUUUGAACAUCUUUCGCAAUCAUUUAUAUUACCACAGCUUAGAGAAUCAUCCUUGCUACGUUUGCAAAUUAAAAUUUAUUUCUUACUCAGAAUUGCGUAAACAUUUUAUUUUUGUACACUCGGAUGUUUCUAUAAAGUGUGAUAAAUGCGGAAAAUUUUUCGCGCAUUUUGAUUACUUUGUACAGCACAAAAAAAGAUGUCAUAAUAAUGGCAAGAAAGAUUCUAAAACGAAACAGAAAAGUAAAGAAAAGAAAUGCGACAAUUCUGACGCGGAUUCAAAAGAUAAUGAGCAAGAGGAACGUCCCGGUCCCUCCAGACAAAUGGCUUCCGGUUCAAUUGGAGAUAAUAUGCAAGGCGAAGGUGUCGGUUCUUCUAGACAAAAGGAUUCCGAUCCAACUGGACAGCCGGAAACGUAUAAAUGCAAUCUCUGUGCACAGACAUUCGAUUCUUUGAACAUCUUUCGCAAUCAUUUAUAUUACCACAGCUUAGAGAAUCAUCCUUGCUACGUUUGCAAAUUAAAAUUUAUUUCUUACUCAGAAUUGCGUAAACAUUGUAUUCGGGUACAUUCGGACGGUUCUUUAAAGUGUGAUAAAUGCGGAAAAUUUUUCGCGCAUUUUGAUUACUUUGUACAGCACAAAAAAAGAUGUCAUAAUAAUGGCAAGAAAGAUACUAAAACGAAACAGAAAAGUAAAGAGAAGAAAUGCGACAAUUCUGACGCGGAUUCAAAAGAUGAUAAGCAAGAGGAACGUCCUGGUCCCUCCAGACAAAUGGCUUCCGGUUCAACUGGAGAUAAUAUUUUUAUUAGCGCACCACAUCCGAAAAACAUUCAGAGAUUAUCUAGAGAAUAUCCAGAAAACAUUCAAUCAUCCUCAGCAUCUUCUCUGAGCGUCUUCGGGAUACGUGCACUGUUACGGACGCCAGACGAAGAUGUCGGUCCCUCUAGACAAAUGGCUUCCAGUUCAACUGGAGAUAAUAUGCAAAGCGAAAGUGUCGGCUCUUCUAGACAAAGGGAUUCCGAUCCAACUGAACAGCCGGACAAUGUAGGCAAAGAAUCCGUAACAACGGAGGAACAGCAGUUGAAACAAAAUAAAAGAAGGCUCGAAUUAGAAUCCUUAAAAAUGAAGGAACAGGAGUUAAAGCGUAAGAAAAAGAAGCUCGGAUCCAAAAUCUCUGACGCGGACUCGAAAGAUGAUAUGCCAGAGGAACGUUCCGACCCCUCCAGGCAAAUGGCUUCCGGUUCAACUGGAGAUAAUAUGCAAGGCGAAGGUGUCGGUUCUUCUAGACAAAGAGAUUCCAAUCCAACUGGACAGCCGGAAACGUAUACAUGCGAUUUCUGUGCACAGACAUUCGAUUCUUCGGAAAUCCUUUGCAAUCAUUUAUAUUACCACAGCUUAGAGAAUCAUCCUUGCUACGCUUGCGAAUUAAAAUUUAUUUCUAAGUCACUUUUGCGUAAACAUUGGAAUUCGGUACAUCCGGAUGUUCCUAUAAAGUGUAAAAAAUGCGGAAAAGUUUUCGCACAUUUUAAAUCCCUUGUAUGGCACGAAAAAAAAUAUCAUAAUAAUAACAAGGAAGAUUCUAAAACAAAACAGAAAAGUAAGAGGAAGAAAUGCGACAAUUCUGACGCGGACUCAAAAGAUAAUGAGCAAGAGGAACGUCCCGGUCCCUCCAGACAAAUGGCUUCCGGUUCAAUUGGAGAUAAUAUGCAAUGCGAAAGUGUCGGUUCUUCCAGACAAAGGGAUUCCGAUCCAACUGAACAGCCGGACAAUGUAAGCAAAGAAUCCGUAACAGUGGAGGAACAGAAGUACGAGUUGAAGCGUAAGCAAAGGGAUCUCGAACGCGUAAGCAAAGGAAUCUCUAUAAAAAAAGAGAGAGAAAAGUACUUGUUGAGUAAUAAAAGGUUCGGAGGCGACAACUUUGACGCGGACUCAAAAGAUAAUAAGCUUUACAAGUGUGAUAAAUGCGGGAAAUUAUUUGCAAAAUUUUACAUCCUUAAAAGGCACAAAAGGACAGUUCAUAAUAAUGGCAAAGAAGCUUCUAAACCGAAACAGGAUUGCGGGUUGGAGCGUAAGAGAAAGAGGCUCGAAUGGGAUCACUCUGAAGCGGACUUAAAAGAUAAUGAGCAAGAGAAAGGUGCCGAUCCCUCCAGACAAAUGGAUUCAGGUUCAACUGGAGAUAAUAUGCAAGCUGAAGGUGUCGAUUCCUCCAGACAAAUGGAUUCCGAUCUAACUGGACAACCAGACAAUGCACAUACGCGUUCGUCGCACACUGUUGGUCGAUGGAAAUGUGAUUUUUGCACGAAAUCUUUUGCGGAUUUACGAUUGCUUUCACAGCACGAAAAGAAAGAGCAUAAGAAAGAAAAGGAAAUGCGAGACGGAGAUGCCGGUCCUUCCAGACAGAAGUAUUCCGGUUCUAAAUGAUAAUUGAAAGAGAAAAGGAACGUAACAAUGUGAUAAUUGAAGAAAAAGAAAAACGUAACAAUGUGAUAAUUAAAAGAGAAAAGGAACGUAACAAUGUGAUAAUUGAAGCAGAAGAGAAACGUAACAAUGUGAUAAUUGAAAAAGAAGAGGAACUCGAUCCUGCCUGGCCGUGACGAAGACUUAUCUCAACAUCUUGAUUUUAUACUGGACUGCACACCAGAUUGAGGAGAACAAAAUUGAAGACGUUGAACCUAUUGAACAAUCCAAGGAUAAUCAGCAGCGCGAUGACAGCUCCAGACAAAAUAUUUAUGUAGCACAACAAGAAGGCGACGAAUCUUUCAAAUCUGUUUCGGGCCUCUUGCAAUACUCCUCUUCAUCCGAUAUAAAUAUGAAGAUCCCGAACUUCUAAUAAAGAAUAUUUAAAGUCUCUAAUCUUAAAAUUGACGCGCAAAAGCCGCAAGCAUUGACAAAUAGAAUCGAGUUGGUCGAAGGCGAAGAAGUUCAACAGCAAAGUAUACAUUGCUAAAGCAUUUUGCACAGCACCAAUAUGACAGGAAAUUGAAAUGUAAAAUUGCGACACGGAUUUCAGUAAGCUCGACCAAUGGUACAGAUACAAAUGUCAAAACGAAGAAAAUAUCGCCAAGAUAAAACCGUUUAAAUUUUGGUGCAACAAAAAUUUCCAACAUGAUAAAAAUUUCGAAAUUUACCUACUCGAUUCUAUCAAAUCCAAGCCAUAUUUAAAUGUAAAAGACCAGUUUGAUUUGAAAUGAAUUCCGAUUAAUUUAAAUCUUCUUCAAUAAGUAAAAAUCAAAAAUUAUUCUUUUACUAAUAAUUUAAUGUAAUCGCAUAAUGCAACUUCAAAAAUA